UUCAAAACAUCCGUCGUAUUAUUGCCCAAGCCUCGUGUUACUCUUGUUCUCAUCAGUCACACAAUGUUACUUCGCUACCAAUGCAACAAGGACAGAACCAGCUCGUUCAGUGAAGUGAUGGCUACUGCUCUGAUGUUGGUGAUGUUGCUUCAGUUGGCAAUCUGUUUGUGUGCAGCUUCUGAAGAGGUCGAGACUACUAUGGAUGGUUAUAACCCGAAAUUGAAUGACACUACUACUGUGCCGGACAGAGUCAAGCGAAACCCGCCGCCAGCACCCAGUAAUAACGACAACUCGAAAUGCGUCAAGGAUCCUGCACAAAUUCAUGAAAGUACGCGUGGAAUUGUGGCUUUAGGCUCGAUCAUUGCCUUUAUUCUCUGCCUGGGUCUGAUGCUCGCGGUUGCGUGUGGAUGUAUAUGCACGGAAACAAAAAUGAUUGAUGUGGAGUGAAGAACAAAUAGAGGAGAGAAUAUAAAUAAAGAUGAUUGGAAGUCAUAAAUGUGAGUGCAUAUAUAAUAAAAUAGUAAUAUGUAUAUUGUGUAUUGUAUAAUUGUAUAUAAUUGUUUGCCCCUAAACCUGGAAAAAUUUUUUGUAUUGUAUGUAUUGUUCCCGUUUUUCAUAAAAAAACAUUUGGAAAACCUUAGUUGAUCAGAAAAUGAUUAAUAGUGAGGAAGUGUCUUUGUCAAUUUUCAGCACUGAAAUGGUUGGAACACGCCCGAAUAAUCGCGCGGCCAUAAGGUCGCCAAUUCACAACUUGCUUUAAGAUUUCCGAAUCUUUCCAAAUUUAGUAUUAAACGAUUCCUCUCAUCGAACUAAAGAGGUUGGUACCAAAAUUGAUAAGGGCCAGAAAUUUUUUAGCAAGUUCUGAUGUAAAGGCAAAAUAGUAUGUGGUCUGUGUUGGACUUUUUUCCUUCCACCUUUUUGCUCGCAUUUUUGCAAAUUUCUUUGUUACGUAUUUUCAUGCGCGCACUAUAAACCAUAUAAAGGUCGAAAUAAUUUUUUGAAUGUUUAUUGGAAUUUAUUUUUGUUGAUUUUUGAUCGCUUAAAUUCGUCUUUAGGGAAAGAUAACUGUUUUCUUAAAUAUUUUGUUUAUUUUCCUCUUAUUUACCAUUUUUGCA
Messenger RNA from Meloidogyne enterolobii, 1115 nucleotides. The record is from the annotation of a GenBank genome assembly. NCBI's taxonomy places the organism in Eukaryota, Metazoa, Nematoda, Chromadorea, Rhabditida, Meloidogynidae.